AUGGCCCCCCGCAACCGCUACUCGGUCAUUCUGCCCACCUACAAUGAGCGCCAGAACCUCCCUGUUAUGUGCUGGCUGCUGGAGCGCACCUUUCGCGAGAACAACCUAGACUGGGAAAUCGUGAUCGUCGACGACGGCUCCCCCGACGGCACCCUCGAAGUCGCCAAACAGCUGCAACAACUCUGGGGCGAGAAGCACAUCAACCUGAAGCCGCGCGAGGGCAAGCUCGGCCUAGGCACAGCCUACGUGCACGGCCUGAAGUACGCGACCGGCAACUACGUGAUCAUCAUGGACGCCGACUUCAGCCACCACCCCAAGUUCAUCCCGAUCAUGAUCGACAUCCAGCGCCAGACCGAUGCGGACAUUGUCAGCGGCACGCGCUACGCUAGCCGCGGCGACGUCAAGGGCGGCGUGUACGGCUGGGACCUGUUCCGCAAGCUGACGUCGCGCGGUGCGAACCUCAUCUCGGAUGUGGUGCUUAUGCCUGGUGUGUCGGAUGUGACGGGCAGCUUCCGGUUGUAUAAGAAGAGUGUGUUGGAGAAGGUUAUCUCUAGUACGCAGAGCAAGGGGUAUAGCUUCCAGAUGGAGAUGAUGGUGCGCGCUAAGGCGAUGGGGUUCAAGGUCGCUGAGUGUCCGAUUACGUUUGUGGAUCGCUUGUAUGGGGAGAGUAAGUUGGGCGGGUCGGAGAUUGUCGAGUAUCUGAAGGGGGUGUUUAAUCUGUGGUUGCGUGUUUGA
Molecule: messenger RNA, 735 nt
Organism: Aspergillus campestris IBT 28561
Lineage: Eukaryota; Fungi; Ascomycota; Eurotiomycetes; Eurotiales; Aspergillaceae
Product: dolichyl-phosphate beta-D-mannosyltransferase
Exons: 2
Coding region: 1-735 (244 amino acids)
Biological process (GO): GPI anchor biosynthetic process; protein O-linked glycosylation via mannose
Cellular component (GO): endoplasmic reticulum membrane
Molecular function (GO): dolichyl-phosphate beta-D-mannosyltransferase activity
Source: RefSeq, a predicted model, not a curated record